Messenger RNA from Saimiri boliviensis boliviensis (Bolivian squirrel monkey), 4682 nucleotides. It is a transcript of the gene SLCO3A1, whose product is annotated as solute carrier organic anion transporter family member 3A1. The record is from RefSeq and is a predicted model, not a curated record. Gene Ontology annotation, cellular component: basolateral plasma membrane. Gene Ontology annotation, molecular function: protein binding. Gene Ontology annotation, biological process: prostaglandin transport; transmembrane transport; sodium-independent organic anion transport. NCBI's taxonomy places the organism in Eukaryota, Metazoa, Chordata, Mammalia, Primates, Cebidae.
CGCGGCGGCGGCGAGGAGCUGUGCCUUCCACCUCUCCAGCCGGGGCAGGCAGGACGGGGGCGGCCGCCGCGGGCCCGGGGCGGGGACAGCACGCAGCCUCGCGACGCGCACCCCCGCCCGGCAGCGGCCCGGGUACCCGGGGCGAGCGGGAAAGCGGCGGCGGCGGCGGGGGAAGGAUGCAGGGGAAGAAGCCGGGCGGCUCGUCGGGCGGCGGCCGGAGCGGCGAGCUGCAGGGGGACGAGGCGCAGAGGAACAAGAAGAAGAAAAAGAAGGUGUCCUGCUUUUCCAACAUCAAGAUCUUCCUGGUGUCCGAGUGCGCCCUGAUGCUGGCGCAGGGCACGGUGGGCGCCUACCUGGUGAGCGUCCUGACCACCCUGGAGCGCAGGUUCAAUCUGCAGAGCGCUGACGUGGGUGUGAUCGCCAGCAGCUUCGAAAUCGGGAACCUGGCGCUCAUUCUGUUCGUGAGCUACUUCGGGGCGCGCGGUCACCGGCCUCGCCUGAUCGGCUGCGGAGGCAUCGUCAUGGCGCUGGGCGCGCUGCUGUCGGCACUGCCCGAGUUCCUGACCCACCAGUACAAGUACGAGGCGGGCGAGAUCCGCUGGGGCGCCGAGGGCCGCGACGUCUGCGCUGCCAACGGCUCGGGCGGCGACGAGGGGCCGGACCCCGACCUCAUCUGCCGCAACCGGACGGCCACCAACAUGAUGUACCUGCUGCUCAUUGGGGCCCAGGUGCUCCUGGGCAUCGGUGCUACCCCUGUGCAGCCCUUGGGGGUCUCCUACAUCGACGACCACGUGCGGAGGAAGGACUCCUCGCUCUACAUAGGAAUCCUGUUCACGAUGCUGGUAUUCGGACCAGCCUGCGGGUUUAUCCUGGGCUCUUUCUGUACCAAAAUCUAUGUGGAUGCAGUCUUCAUUGACACAAGUAACCUGGACAUCACUCCGGACGACCCCCGCUGGAUCGGAGCCUGGUGGGGUGGCUUUCUGCUCUGCGGUGCCUUACUCUUCUUCUCUUCCCUCUUGAUGUUCGGGUUUCCACAGUCCUUGCCCCCGCAUUCAGACCCCGCCAUGGAGAGCCAGCAGGCCAUGCUCCCCGAAAGAGAAUACGAGAGGCCCAAGCCCAGCAAUGGGGUCCUGAGGCACCCCUUGGAGCCAGACAGCAGUGCCUCCUGCUUCCAACAGCUGAGAGUGAUCCCGAAGGUCACCAAGCACCUGCUCUCAAACCCUGUGUUCACCUGUAUCAUCCUGGCUGCCUGCAUGGAGAUUGCAGUGGUGGCUGGCUUUGCUGCCUUCUUGGGGAAAUACCUGGAACAGCAGUUUAACCUCACCACCUCUUCUGCCAACCAGCUGCUCGGAAUGACUGCGAUCCCGUGUGCUUGUCUGGGAAUCUUCCUGGGCGGUCUUUUGGUGAAGAAGCUCAGCCUGUCUGCCCUGGGGGCCAUUCGGAUGGCCAUGCUCGUCAACCUGGUGUCCACAGCUUGCUACGUCUCCUUCCUCUUCCUGGGCUGCGACACGGGCCCGGUGGCUGGGGUUACUGUUCCCUAUGGAAACAACACAGCACCUGGCUCAGCCCUCGACCCCUACUCACCCUGCAAUAAUAACUGUGAAUGCCAAACCGACUCCUUCACUCCAGUGUGUGGGGCAGAUGGCAUCACCUACCUGUCCGCCUGCUUUGCUGGCUGCAACAGCACGAAUCUCACGGGCUGUGCGUGCCUCACCACCGUCCCUGCUGAGAACGCGACCGUAGUUCCCGGAAAAUGCCCCAGUCCCGGGUGCCAAGAGGCCUUCCUCACCUUCCUGUGUGUGAUGUGUAUCUGCAGCCUGAUCGGUGCCAUGGCGCAGACGCCCUCUGUCAUCAUUCUCAUCAGGACAGUCAGCCCUGAACUCAAGUCUUACGCCUUGGGAGUUCUUUUUCUCCUCCUUCGUUUGUUAGGCUUCAUCCCUCCACCCCUCAUCUUCGGGGCCGGCAUCGACUCCACCUGCCUGUUCUGGAGCACGUUCUGUGGGGAGCAAGGCGCCUGCGUCCUCUACGACAAUGUGGUCUACAGAUACCUGUACGUCAGCAUCGCCAUCGCGCUCAAAUCCUUCGCCUUCAUCCUGUACACCACCACGUGGCAGUGCCUGAGGAAAAACUAUAAACGCUACAUCAAAAACCACGAGGGCGGGCUGAGCACCAGUGAGUUCUUUGCCUCUACUCUGACCCUAGACAACCUGGGGAGGGACCCUGUGCCCGCAAACCAGACACAUAGGACAAAGUUUAUCUAUAACCUGGAAGACCAUGAGUGGUGUGAAAACAUGGAGUCCGUUUUAUAGUGACUAAAGGAGGGCUGAACUCUGUAUUAGUAAUCCAAGGGUCAUUCUUUCUUAAAAAAAGAAAAAAAGGUUUCCAAAAAAAAAAAAAAAAAAAAAAAAACACCACACACGCAGAGGCACAGAUGCACACACACACACAUACACACAGACGGACACACAGACUUUAUCCUUUUUCUCAGCAUCAGAGCCAGACAGGAUUCAGAAUAAGGAGAGAAUGAGAUCGUGCGGCGGGGUCCUGGAGGCCACUCGCGCGGCUGGGCCACAGAGUCUACUUUGAAGGCACCUCGUGGUUUUCGGGAUGCCAACAGCUGCAAGCAACAGGCACUGCCAAAUUCAGGGAACAGUGGUGGCCAGCUUGGAGGAUGGACAUUUCUGGAUAUACAUACACAUAUAAAAACAGAAAACACUUUUUUUAAAGUUUACUAAAAUAAAAAAUUUUUAAAACCCACAAGUUGAAAACAUUGCCAGAUUAAGCACUAGUGACACGGCCUGCGCCAUCCUCCUUCUCCACGUGGGGGUGGGGGCGGGCGCACAAGUCAGAGGGGUGGAAGCCCCACGCCUCUCUCUAACUUUUGCAAUAUGGGUCACUGUGUAGACGACUCACCCAGUCUGCAUGUGGUUCAAGGCCCCAGAGUUCUCUCAGUGAUGCUAAUGGGUGAUCCGCGCUGGAGUUUGUAAUUGGCACCUCUCACCAGCUCCAUUUCCAUUUUCAAGACUGAGGGCCUGAGGGGGCCGGGUAGAGGGCCAGCACCGCCCCGUGGCAGGCAUCCACCUUCCCCCAGCCCCACAGAGUGACCUCAGGAAGCAGUAGGCCUCGCCUGGCUAUGACUGACCCGGCUCAGAGCCAGUGAGACCCAACACAGUCCAAGUCAUUUGCUUACAUUUGCCAAACAUUUUGCCACUUUUAAAAGGAAAAAAAAAAAAUGCAAUGCAUAUGAAUUUCAGACUGUUGUAUGUAUAAUCCUCUAAUACUAUUUUUAACUACUUCUAAAAUCUGUGUUAGCCCUUCAGUCACUAACACAGUUCUCUAGGGCGGAUUUAUUAUGCUGAUUGCUUUUACUUUUUUUUCCUCCUUUUUUAAUGCACCAAAAAUAUGUGAUACGAGGGAUGCAAUUAACCUAUUGUAAUUUUUAUCAUUUUAUCCUUACUUGGAUAUUCUACAAAAACAAGAAUAUACAAUGUGUUACAAGAAGAAAAAAAAUGCUUCAAAAAGAGAGUGUGUAUGCAGGCUGACUUUCAAAGAAUCACUUUUGAGACAACAGGGGAUAAUGUGGUGAAUUGCAAAUUUGCCUGCUAGCUUUCUUCACCAUGAUUCAGUGAUCACUGUCAUGGGAAGCCCUUUUAUAUUUCGGCUUGACAUUCCAAGAGGCUUUCUUUUCAGCCUGUGGAGGAGACAGACUUAGAUGUCGGUUGGUGUGUAUGGGUGCAACACCUGUGGCGAUGGGAAAGAGGAACAGUUCCCUAGCACAAGCUGUUACGCAGUCUGUAGCAUCUCUGAUAGUGAAUAGACCCUCAGGCUCCUGGAAGCUAUCACGUGUCCGAUGCGUGAAAAUGCCAGUGACAUGUUCAGGGUCAGUCUUGAACUAAGGCCCUUGUCUAUGUGUGUUUUGAAAGUAGCUGAACCUCAGAGAAUGAACCUGUUACGAUGUGGGGUAAGAAUCACAUGGGAAAACCUCUUGCAACCAGCACACUUGCUCUUCUGUGGCCAUUUCUGUAAGGGGACAGAGCUUAGGUAACACAACCAAGGGCUCAGCUAACGUACCCCUCAUGCUGCCCCAGUGACAUUUGUUCAUGUCACACUCCUGGCCCCAGAAAAGAACCCAAAGGUUGAUUGGUUGGUUUGCUUUUUCACUUUGGACACAUUUGCAGUUUACCCACAAGCCAACAAAAGAAUCAGGAGGUAUUGCACCAAAUGUUUAAUGAACGUUAUAAAUGAAGAGGCUUGAGUGACAAUCCAAAUCUAGAGAAAAGCACUGCACAAGAAUGACCAAAAGAAAAGAUGUGUCAUGAUGUGGGGCCACGGUGAUCAGCUACCUGGGGCAGGAUGCUCCAAGAUGGGCCUUUCAUCUGCUUAGUGUUAGUAUGUCUUUGCUGAUGAAAAUGGGGACACUCACCAGUAUGUUAACUAGUAAAGGGGACAUGGUUCUCUAACCAUGUCAUAAAAUAUGUAUGUUCUGUUGUUCCUAAGGCUUUGAUACUAUCCUGUACAGGUUUUGGCUUACUUUUGUUUUACAAAUGUAUUGCUAAUAGGUCAUGCUUAUAGAUUAUCGCUUGGCCCUUCAAACUCAGUACACAUACACUGAGGCCCUAUGACCUAGUGUUUUAUGGAACUAUUUGCUUUGAGAGGGAAAAAAAAAAGGUUUUUAAACUGUU